CCCUGGAACAUUGUUCUCAUUUCUCGAUUAUCCUAAGUUGCAGCACAGCAACAUUCUCAGAUUCUACUGCCACUAGCACAGAACCCCACCAUCUCGAAAUUGAUAGUGUAACUUGUUCGUUUUCCUCUAAUCUAUGGAUUCUGAAAAAGCGUUAGAGCUUGUCAAGCACGGUGUCACUCUUCUCUUCCUCGAUGUUCCUCAGUACACCAUGGUCGCCAUCGAUACCCAGAUAUUUUCUGUGGGGCCUGCUUUUAAGGGUAUCAAGAUGAUUCCUCCUGGCACUCAUUUUGUGUACUAUAGUUCAUCAAGCAGAGAUGGGAAAGAGUUCUCACCAAUUGUUGGAUUCUUCAUUGAUGCUGGCCCUUCAGAGGUAAUUGUUCGUAAAUGGGACCAACAAAAGGAAAGGUUAGUUAAAGUUUCUGAGGAAGAGGAAGAAAGAUACAGUCAAGCUGUUAAAAAUUUGGAAUUUGACAGACAACUUGGGCCUUACAAUCUUAUCCGUUAUGAAGAUUGGAAACGAUUAUCUAAUUUUAUCACAAAGAAUGUCAUUGAACGGCUUGAGCCAAUUGGAGGUGAAAUCACUGUUGAAUGUGAAAAUGAGAUUGUUAGAAACUCUACUAAAAUCCCAAUGGAAGAAGCACCAGAGAAGCAGCUGAAGGUUGGCAAUUCUGCAUCAUCUGUUGGCAAGUCUCAGAAGAAAGGAUGUUAUUAUACUUCAAUUCCACGUGUUGUUAAAUGCAAGGGUAUUAGUGGGCAGGAACUUACUUCUUUAAAUCUUGACAAGACACAAUUGUUAGAAACUUUACUGGCAAAAGAUUAUGGAGGUUCUGAAGACAUGCUUCUUGGAGAACUGCAGUUUGCAUUUGUUGUCUUUUUGAUGGGCCAAUCGCUAGAAGCAUUUCUCCAAUGGAAGUCAUUAGUUAGCCUUUUGUUUGGCUGCACUGAAGCACCUUUCCGCACACGAACUCAACUAUUUACAAAGUUCAUCAAAGUCAUCCAUAAUCAACUAAAAUACGGACUACAGAAAGAUCACAUGGGUGAAACAGGAUCAGCACUGUUGGAUGAUUCUUUGAUUUCCACUGAUAGCUUUUUGCACCAUGUUUGCAAGGACUUCUUUUCAUCAUUGCUAGAUGGGUCGGUUGUUGAUGGAGAUCUUUUAAAACGGACAAGGAAAUUUAAGGAGCUAUUGGAGAGCAGUCUAGGGUGGGAGUUUCAGCUUGGCAGUGCUGUUGAUGGGAUAUAUUUUGAGGAAAAUGAUGAGUAUGCUCCUGUAGUUGAGAUGUUGGAUGAUGAAGCUCUAGUAGGUUAAAAAUGUGGAUUAUGUCAUCACUUGGCUAUAACAUUAUGUACAGUAUUUCAAAUUUCAAUUGAGUUAAAAAUCAGAUGCUGGAUCUGAAGUAGAAAUUCAGUAACUUUUCUCUUUGGUGUGGUAGAAUUUCAGUAACUUGAUGGAGGUUGAUGUUUAUUAUUCACAGAGCUGCUGAAAUUUGGUAUUUUUCUAGCUUUCAUAGAUUAGGGCAUGCAUAGGAAAUUUGUGACUUGUUUGAGGAGCUGCUAAAUGGAGUAUUGGCCUUUGAAAUUGGGACAAUGAGAUAAUCAGAAGCAGAUAAAUUGUACUCCAUAUAUGACUUGAAAAGAAGAAAGAACCACUAUUUUAUAUUGAA
This is a messenger RNA of Vigna unguiculata (cowpea), 1664 nucleotides long. RefSeq names its product AAR2 protein family. The record is from RefSeq and is a predicted model, not a curated record. Lineage: Eukaryota; Viridiplantae; Streptophyta; Magnoliopsida; Fabales; Fabaceae. Gene Ontology annotation, biological process: spliceosomal tri-snRNP complex assembly.